AUGGGGGCCGAGGAAGACCCCAGUGACAGUCGAUUUGGACUGAGCAACAAAUUUGAAUCAGAAUUCCCUUCUUCAUUAACUGGAAAAGUAGCUCCUGAAGAAUUUAAAGCCAGCAUCAACAGAGUCAACAGCUGUCUCAAGAAGAACCUUCCCGUCAACGUGCGCUGGCUGCUCUGCGGCUGCCUCUGCUGCUGCUGCACGCUGGGCUGCAGCAUGUGGCCCGUGAUCUGCCUCAGUAAAAGAACACGAAGAUCGAUUGAGAAGUUAUUAGAAUGGGAAAACAAUAGGUUAUACCACAAGCUGUGCUUGCACUGGAGACUGAGCAAAAGGAAAUGUGAAACGAAUAACAUGAUGGAAUAUGUCAUCCUCAUAGAAUUUUUACCAAAGACACCGAUUUUUCGACCAGAUUAGCAUUUACUUUAUUUAUAGAGACUUUCCAAGUAUGUUGUCUUUCCAAUGGUGCCUUGCUUGGUGCUCUCCGGUGGUGACAUAGCAUUGGUUCUACAGGAUCGUGUGGUGUUUUUUUUUUUUUUUUUUUUUUUUUUCUUUUUUUUCUUGUUUUGUUUUAAAUAACCGCAUGUUCUAAGUGUGCAUUUUUGUCAAACUUUGCAACAGUUAUUUCAUACAGAUGUUUAAUACUUAAGUUAUUGUGCUUUUUUCUUUUAUGUAUUCUGAUUUUCAAGAAUUACUUUUUUGUAUUAUCAAAAAAAUACAUUUGAACUUAGCAUAAAAAGUGGCCAGCCUUUUUUAUUUUAUCACUAAGGUCCACACAGUCCUUUAUUUAUAAAUUCCUGAACAUAGGAAAACACCUUUGUAAGGCUCUGUUUAUCUAUCUUGCAAGCACGCUGUAUUAUUUUUAUCUUUCUUUUAAAGUUAACAUAGUAGCUUUUGGGAGCCUAUCAUACAAUUCCUAAUGCUCUGUUUACAGUAGCUAGACCUGUAACAUUAAGAAGACCUAUGAGAAUUUCUGGAAGUGUUUCUGUCUUCGAAGGUAGUGAGCAGGAUGGCGUUGUUGUUAGGGUAGACCAGUCAGCGAGCGGUGUGCACGCCUCUGUUGGUUACCAGAGCUCAGGAUCACAAAAGACAGCCUCACAAUCAGUGUAUAUUUUUGAUCAAGAUGAUCUUAAUAAUGGCCUUACUUGGGUUAUUUUUAUUGUUUAUCAAAUAUUAUAUAAAAAAUGCGGAAGCAUUCCUUUUAAAAAUUUCUAAGGAAAAUAUUUCUCCCAGUCUAACACAACUGUAGAAUGGGCGUGUGUUUCUGGAAAAGUUUUCCAAACAAAGCAAGAGUUCUGGAAUAAAAAGAGAGCCAAUGUGUAGUAUCCACUGAUAUCCAGAACAGAUGUUCACCAAGAAACGGAGGAUGUGUUCAGAACUGGUUUUCUCCACUAGCUCGCUUUCAGUCCAGUUAUGUUGCUUUUUAACUGAGAGUAUGACAUGUUCGAAUCAAUUAGUCCGUUUCUUAAAACACACACAAUUUUUUUUUUUCA
Messenger RNA from Tupaia belangeri chinensis (Chinese tree shrew), 1487 nucleotides. RefSeq names its product cysteine rich hydrophobic domain 2 (gene CHIC2). The coding region runs from base 1 to 411 and encodes 136 amino acids. Gene Ontology annotation, cellular component: Golgi-associated vesicle; plasma membrane. The record is from RefSeq and is a predicted model, not a curated record. NCBI's taxonomy places the organism in Eukaryota, Metazoa, Chordata, Mammalia, Scandentia, Tupaiidae. The transcript has 6 exons.